Molecule: messenger RNA, 1630 nt
Organism: Aspergillus ruber CBS 135680
Lineage: Eukaryota; Fungi; Ascomycota; Eurotiomycetes; Eurotiales; Aspergillaceae
Product: intradiol ring-cleavage dioxygenase
Exons: 3
Coding region: 269-1147 (292 amino acids)
Biological process (GO): catechol-containing compound metabolic process
Molecular function (GO): ferric iron binding; catechol 1,2-dioxygenase activity
Source: RefSeq, a predicted model, not a curated record
GAACAGGCACACUCUGUUCUAAGCUUCCGAACACCAGCUCAUAACGGUCCAACAAAGCGUUGAGAAUAAUCCGACGGCAAUAUGGCUUUGAAUAUGCGGGGUCACUCCGUCUUCUGGGGAGAAUCCGCCGGAACCCAGCGCAUUGCCGUCCGUGGACCAAUCAUGGAUUCCGUGAUUGCGCCAGAGUCGGGGAAUAUAAAUCGGCCUUUUUUCUCUACUUGACUUACUUUAAAGUAAACAAUCAUACAAAUUUCGAAAGACAGACAAAAUGGCCACCCACCGUUUCGAUCCUGAUUUCACCGACAAUGUCAUCAAGUCGAUGGGCCCUCAGACGCCCGAGCGAUUCCGCGAGAUCAUGACCAGUCUGAUCCGACAUGUCCAUGACUUUGCGCGCGAGACCAAUUUGACCGUUGACGAGUGGAUGGCUGGUGUCAAGAUGAUGAAUUGGGCUGGUCAGAUGAGUGAUGACAAGCGGAAUGAGGGGCAGCUUCUGUGUGAUGUUAUCGGACUUGAAUCCCUCGUCGACGAAAUCACCUACAAACUCGCCCAAGAAGCCGAAGACACCCCCACCGCAACCGCAAUCCUAGGCCCCUUCUUCCGCCCCGACACCAAAUGGCGCCAGAACGGCGACAACGUCGUCGAAGGCGUCAAGGGCGGCGAGAUGGUCUUCAUGCACGGCCGCGUCAUCGACUUUGUCACCAAGAAGCCCCUCGUAAACGCUACAGUGGAGAUGUGGGAGGCAUCAACGAACGGGUUGUACGAACAGCAGGAUCCGGAGCAGGUUGAGCAUAAUCUGCGCGGGAGAUUUAGGACGGAUGAGGAGGGGAAGUAUUCUUAUUAUUGUUUGCGGCCGACGCCGUAUCCAGUGCCGGAUGAUGGACCUGCUGGGAAGGUUUUGAAGCUUAUGGAUAGACAUCCGUUCCGGCCUGCUCAUAUUCAUAUUAUUGCCACCUACGACGGCUACAAGCCUCUCACCACCCAGAUCUUCGACAGCAAAGACCCGUAUUUGACCAACGACUCUGUCUUCGCUGUCAAGGACUCGUUGGUUGUGGACUUUGUCCCUCGCGAAGGAGAUACUCAAGCUGGACUUGAGCUUGAAUAUGAUAUUAAGUUGGUGCCGAAUGAGAGCAAAGCUAAUAGGGUGUGAUUUACUUUUUUUUCCUGCGUUGUGUGAAUUUGUAGUUUUUAGAAGCAUAUACCUUUUGAUUACUCCGUACAAUAGUAUUGCCCUUGUAAUGGAAAUAUACGUGGGCCUUAUCUUCUAUCAUAGAACCAAGAGCAUAAACCCAAAUCAAUUAUUACUGGCCUCUGGCACCUCCGACAUGUUCAUCUAGUAUUUGAUCUGUGUCAAUGAUCUUCGCGGGUGCCAAUCACUCUAAUCAAUGUCUCUAAAUAGCACCAGAUAACCUAUAAGAGAUGAUCUAAUUGGUAUCCAAAUAUGAUCAUAACGGCCCCUCCGUGAACAUGUCUACAGCCCAUUCUCCACAAAAUCCAAAACCGCCCUCCCAACCUGAUCCGGCGCCUCAACACAAUGCCAAUGCCCAACCCCCGCAAGCACCUCCAUCCGCUUCUCCUUUCCCUGCACAUUGUCAAAAAUAAAAUGGCACCCAUCCAACGAAGCAGACUUAUC